Molecule: messenger RNA, 699 nt
Organism: Plasmopara halstedii
Lineage: Eukaryota; Oomycota; Peronosporomycetes; Peronosporales; Peronosporaceae
Exons: 1
Coding region: 342-557 (71 amino acids)
Source: RefSeq, a predicted model, not a curated record
UGCUGCGAGUAGCAAAGGGACUUGAUGCAGCAAGUAAAAACUGCAAUAUUUGACUUGUAAAUUGCACAAACGGCUGGCCAUAAGGGAAGCUACGUGGCGAAUUGUAUCGCUUCAUCAGCUACGGUAAUGUAAGGGGUAAAAUUGCAGCAGCACCGCAGAAUGCCCCUGUUCUUGUGUAAUAUCUUUCAAGCUGCGCAAACGUUUUCUGACUCCCAUGUCGAUGCACAACGAGCUUGUUUUCUGAUACUGAGGCAGUAAUUGACGCUUUUACUCAAUUUGUGAUAUUCAUAACAAAAAACUGAUGCAACUAUCGAGAAUAUGUGUUUUGCGAGUAUCAAACGAUGGUGAAUAAAACGGUUCAUGGUGACUAUCAGUCAGGAUCAUGGGUGAUGCCGUUUCAUGGAACGAAAUCGAUCAAACUCACCAAUGACACCAGACAAUGUGCCAGACAGAUAUGCAUUGGCAAGAGAUGUGUUUCCUUUGCGAAAGAUACAAAAAUUGUCGAAGAGCCAGUAGAUGACAGACGUUGUACGACUGCUAUCAGUCUAAAUGUUUGAGCCUCUUCAAAGUCGAAAUCACAAUAGAAGUAAGGCUACGUACUUAGUGAAAUAUAUAUCACGUACAAGAUUGAUGUGCAGAGCUUAAUGCACCGAAAACUUUAGCUAAUAAAUAUGAGUGUAGCCGAUCCUGAUAUUUCAC